Messenger RNA from Hibiscus syriacus, 1452 nucleotides. RefSeq names its product hyaluronan mediated motility receptor. The record is from RefSeq and is a predicted model, not a curated record. The transcript is spliced from 14 exons. Lineage: Eukaryota; Viridiplantae; Streptophyta; Magnoliopsida; Malvales; Malvaceae. Bases 86 to 1336 code for a protein of 416 amino acids.
GCGGGAAAUUCUAGGGCGAGUAGAAACAGCGACAUUUCAUGCUUCAAUCUCGAUCAAUAAAGGGCAGUUAAAUGGAGAGUUAGGAAUGAAAAUGGAAUUGCUCAAGUUGUCCAAAUUCAGCCUCCAGCUUCGAACUCUCGUCACAGAAUCUCGCGAUCUCAGAGAGAGGAAUCGUUCCGCAACCAAUCAAAUUCAUACCUUAAUCCAGAAACAAAAUCAAGCCGAAGAGGAAUACAAUAGAAAGUUACAAGAACUGCAAGCGGAGUUAGCUUCAUGUAGCGAAUCACAGCAAAGGCUUGAAAGGAAGGUGGGUUACCUUCAAAACGAUAACGCUUUGCUUGAAAACAAGAAAAAAGAGUUACAAGGAACGAUCCAGAGCCUACUUCAGUCCAGGGAUAGCUUUAUAAGUGCAUAUCAGGAAUCUACAUGUGAAAUGAAACGUUCAAUUGAAGCUAGAGAUAGAAAACUUGCUGUCCUAUCUGAGAAAUUGAACUCUCAUUUAUCACUAUUUGAUUCAAUUGAAAAGGAGGCAUUCUCUGUCAAGCAGGUUGUGGAUAAGUUGGAAAGAAUUGUGAGUGAAAAAGAGGAAGUAGUUGCUGGAUUAAGGAGAGAAAUAGAUCAAGUCUUUGCAUUUGAAAAAUCAUUUGUUGAGAAGAUCAAUGACCUGGAAAAUAGGCUGAACAAUGAUGAAUAUGAGUUUCAAAGAAAGAAUAAAAUAAUUUCAGAGUUAGAAACACAGUUGGCGGCAGCAAAACUCAGUGAUUGCAGCCGAGCACAAAUUGAAGAGAUAUCCACCCAUCACCUUCAGAAAACUAUAUCAGCAAAGGAUACUGUCAUACGGAAUCUAGUGUCUGAGAAAGAGGCAUUGCAUUUUGAGGUGAGAAGUUUAGCAAAUAUAUUACAGAAAAUUCAGCAUGCUGUUGCACAUAUGAAUGAAGAGGAUAGAAGGGUCAUCUUCUCAAAGUUGGAAAGUGAAGAACAUUGCAAAAUGAAUACGUCAGACGAAGAUAAUCGGAUUCAGGAUACAACUAAACAAAGUGCUGAACAAUCUCCAAUUAUGACUUGUAGAAUGGAUGCUGCAGAGAAUAGAGCUUCACAGCAGCUAUCGCUUGGGUAUACUUCAGCCAGCAAUCACUUGCAAGCAAACAAUAAUUUCAGUUCAUGUGUUUCAGAGUCUGUCUGUUCUCCACUCUCAGCUUGUUCUGAACCUCAACCACCUACUAAUGUAAUGAUCAUCUCUGUGAACGAACGAAUGGAUUCCUGUGGAAUACCAGUACACCAACUUGAUUCAGAGUGCUCAUCCACCCAAGCAGAAACAUCCAAAUAUCCAGGUUAAAUUCCAGUUAUGAACAGUAUUCGAUCACCUAUAUAUUUUUUUAGUUCAUUCAGAAACAGAUGCAUGAUCAUAUAUGGAUUGUGUGGCAUCACAUCUAAUAGUUAUUUUGUUUUCGA